CCAUUUGUUUUGGUGGGCGACCGAAGUGCUAGAACCCUGUGGGGAGAUAAAGCGGGUGUCAGGCGGUACUGCCUGCCGGGUGGACGAUCACAGAGGAUGUUAAACGUGGAGAGCUUGGAUCGGGUGGAUCUCUGCGAGAGUCUGUUGACGUGGAUACAGACUUUUCAUGUAGAGGCACCAUGCAAAACAGUCGAAGACCUCACAAGUGGGGUGGCAAUGGCAAUGGUCCUCCAGAAAAUAGAUCCUGCAUACUUCGAUGAAAACUGGUUAAACAGGAUUAAAACCGAUGUUGGUGACAAUUGGAGGCUGAAGAUAAGCAAUUUGAAGAAGAUUUUAAAAGGAAUACUGGACUACAAUCAUGAGGUUUUGGGACAUCAGAUAAAUGACUUUACCUUGCCUGAUGUUAAUUUGGUUGGCGAGCACUCGGACGCCUCAGAACUUGGCCGAAUGUUACAACUUAUUUUAGGUUGUGCUGUGAAAUGUGAGCAAAAGCAAGAGUACAUCCAAACAAUCAUGAUGAUGGAGGAGUCAGUUCAGCACAUGGUGAUGACAGCCAUACAGGAGCUGAUGAGUAAGGAAACGCCUGUCUCCAUUGGAACUGACGCAUAUGCGGAGCUGGAUCGCCAGUUGAAGAAGACCCUUGAGGAGUUGAACGACGCUUUAGCAGCAAAAGAAGAAAUAGCCCAACGAUGCCACGAAUUAGAUAUGCAGGCGUAUUCUCUUCAAGACGAGCGAGAUAAACUGAGGUUUGAAUGUAAUGAGCUAGACGAAAGGGUUGCUGGACUUCAAGAAGAGAAGAGCAGUUUGCUUGCUGAGAACCAGGUUCUGAUGGAACGUUUGAACCAGUCCGACUCCCUAGAAGAUCCCAACAGCCCAGCAGGUAGACGGCAUCUGCAACUUCAAACCCAGCUUGAGCAACUGCAGGAGGAAACAUUUAGGCUCGAGGCGUCCAAAGAUGAUUAUAGGAUACGAUGUGAAGAGCUAGAGAAGGAAAUUGCGGAAUUAAGACAACAGAAUGAAGAUUUAACCACACUUGCAGAUGAGGCUCAGUCACUCAAAGAUGAAAUAGAUGUCUUAAGGCAUUCAUCUGACAAAGUGUCCAAGCUUGAGAGCCAAGUCGAGGCAUAUAAGAAGAAACUGGAGGACCUUGGAGAUUUACGAAGGCAGGUGAAGCUUUUAGAGGAAAAAAACACCAUGUAUAUGCAGAAUACCGUCAGCUUAGAAGAAGAACUCAGGAAAGCCAACGCUUCUAAAGGCCAGCUGGAAACCUACAAGAGACAGGUGGUAGAACUUCAGAAUCGACUCUCCGAGGAAUCUAAAAAAGCUGAUAAGUUGGAUUUUGAGUACAAACGACUAAAAGAAAAAAUUGACAGCUUACAGAAGGAGAAAGAUAGGUUAAGAACAGAAAGAGAUUCGCUGAAGGAAACCAUAGAGGAGCUUCGAUGUGUUCAAGCUCAGGAAGGGCAGCUCACCACAGCAGGUUUGCUGCCUUUGGGCAACCAGGAAACAUCAGACAGCUUGGCAGCAGAAAUAGUGACACCUGAAAUAAAGGAAAAACUAAUUCGCCUCCAACACGAAAACAAGAUGCUGAAAAUUAACCAAGAAGGAUCCGACAAUGAAAAAAUAUCCCUUUUACAAAGUCUGCUUGAUGAUGCAAACAUGCGCAAAAAUGAACUGGAGACUGAAAACAGGUUGGUUAACCAAAGGCUUUUGGAAGUACAGUCCCAAGUAGAAGAACUACAGAAAUCUUUACAAGAACAAGGGGCCAAAGCCGAGGAUUCAAAUCUAUUGAAGAAGAAGCUUGAAGAACACCUCGAAAAGCUUCAUGAAGCCAAUAAUGAACUACAAAAGAAACGUGCAAUUAUUGAAGAAUUGGAGCCCCGGUACAACAACAGCUCAAUGAAAAUUGAAGAACUGCAAGAUGCUUUGCGGAAAAAAGAAGAGGAUAUGAAGCAAAUGGAGGAGCGCUACAAAAAGUAUCUGGAGAAAGCAAAAAGCGUUAUCCGCACGUUGGAUCCAAAACAGAAUCAAGGGUCGGGUCCAGAGAUUCAAGCCUUAAAAAAUCAGCUCCAAGAAAGGGAUAAAAUGUUACUUUCCUUAGAGAAAGAAUACGAGAAAUCAAAAACACAAAGGGAUCAAGAAGAAAAAUUGAUUGUUAGUGCUUGGUACAAUAUGGGUAUGACCUUGCAUAAAAAGGCAGCAGAAGACAGAAUUGCAAGCACGGGCACGGGGCAAUCAUUCCUUGCCAGGCAAAGACAAGCCACAAGCACAAGGAGAUCCUACCCAGGGCACGUCCAACCCGCCACAGCGAGUGAUGUCAUUGCAUGAACGCAGCUUGGUUUUGCAGUCAGGGACUGUGCAUUGCAUGAUAUUUAUUUUUUUUUGUUUGGACCGGCCUAACCUUCAAACUAACCGACAUUAGUGGCUGCAAUGUAAUAUGCGUUUACCCAUGAGAACAAAGCUUGAACAUUUUACCGAUUCCUUUCCACGUUGCUCCUUGGUUUUAGAAGCCUGCUGAACAUGUAUUGUGAAUGUUUUUACUUAGAAUUUUAAUUGUAUGUGGGGAAAAAAAUUCUUAAGCAUUAAAUAUAUUCAGCUUGAUGACAAAAGUAAUGUGAUUUAUGACAGAAAAUAACAGACUUAUUUGAUUAGGCGGGAUUAGACCAAGCUUUCAUGUAAUACAUUUUGUAGGAAGAAAAGAA
This is a messenger RNA of Spea bombifrons (plains spadefoot toad), 2702 nucleotides long. RefSeq names its product hook microtubule tethering protein 3 (gene HOOK3). The transcript is spliced from 24 exons. Gene Ontology annotation, molecular function: dynein light intermediate chain binding; microtubule binding. The coding region runs from base 97 to 2328 and encodes 743 amino acids. Gene Ontology annotation, biological process: cytoskeleton-dependent intracellular transport; cytoplasmic microtubule organization. Gene Ontology annotation, cellular component: cytoplasm; centrosome. NCBI's taxonomy places the organism in Eukaryota, Metazoa, Chordata, Amphibia, Anura, Pelobatidae. The record is from RefSeq and is a predicted model, not a curated record.